This is a messenger RNA of Colletotrichum costaricense, 987 nucleotides long. RefSeq lists its product as uncharacterized. NCBI's taxonomy places the organism in Eukaryota, Fungi, Ascomycota, Sordariomycetes, Glomerellales, Glomerellaceae. The record is from RefSeq and is a predicted model, not a curated record. Bases 1 to 987 code for a protein of 328 amino acids. The transcript has 8 exons.
AUGAUUCCUCAUCCACCAAAGUUGCAGGGCAAAGCAGUACAUGGUUCUCAGUCCGAAGCGGUAGCCGAUUCAACUGUUCCAAUCCCCACUGCAGACCAAGUCACUCUACUGCAGGAGGAGAUUGAACGGCUCGAAGACGUAUUUGUCGCCCAGUGGUUCAUGCAUCAUGGUCUUUUGUAUUGGUUUGCACAGUCUCGCGACAUCUCCACCACCACCACCAUCUCGGAGACGGAGAAGGCCCAGCCUCUCGCCAUCGGCUAUGCCCACACAGAGAGCGCGCCCUUGACAAACGGAAAUCACUCUCAGCCUGCUGAAACCCUCUUGUCCUUGUCAAACAAGGGCAUUGCCGUGGGCUAUGGCAGCAAAGCAGAGGCAUCAGGUGGGUUCAUCAUCGAUCCUCAGCCACCAUAUACCGCAACAAUAGCUCGACGAAGCAACGCGACUUCUACUGUUGCGUUCGCAUUCGUGCCAUCAUUCCGUAUUCCCCGCACCGUCGACGCUUCCUCUCCUCCAAUGCCGACCAAUAAGACGGCGACAUGGGGUACCGGCGUCGUUGAUGCUGUUGAGCUGAAGAUGCGCCAGGACCUCGGCAAGAGUGACUCGCGGCGGAGAGGUGAACAAACUAUUGCUGGAGACGGGUCUCAUGGAACACCGUCAAAUCCCUUGGACGAUGACCGUCAAGACAAUGGUGCCGUUGAGCGCCGAGAUUGCUCCCCUUCGGCAGCAUACCCUACAGAUCCCCCGGCAGGACCCUCAAGUGGUCCCAUCCGCCCGGGCUUUCCGAGCAUAGCCAUGUCCGCCACAAACAACAACACCAUCUGCGCGGCGAACAACAUCGCCGGCGACGAUAGCAACGACUCAUUCGAACCUCCGCCACAGGAGACCUCUGCAGUCUACUCAGCUCUCGCAGUCUCCCCAUGGAAUGCCGGUCUGUCACCGUCGCCGCCGCCCCUCAUCAGCCUCAGCAUCCCGUUCCCAACUCCCUAA